CUCACCCUCUCUAAAAAGUUUACCGUUCCGUCACUGGUGCACUUCACACCCCUCCUUCCUUCUUCUACUACUACCACUACUACUACUAUUACUAGCACCACCGAACGAACAGUACGGAACCAGAACAGAAUGGGGAGUAAUACACAAACAUGUAUAUAAUAUAUGUAUAUAUAUAUAUGUUAUAUAUGCACACAUACACACACAACGGCGCACUCGACAACAGAGUAGGACAGCUGAGCCACCACUGCCCCACCAGUUUUAUGUAAGAGACAUCUUGCACUGUGUCCACGAUACCUUCUGCGAAGGUUAAACCUACCACGGGCACACGAACGACUUCGAUACUUUACGUUAAAAUUACACACUACAACACUGCACUAAUCCUUAAUUUCAGCUAGCCUACCCCAUCGACGACAACAACAAAUAUGGCGAGCAAACCUCCUCCUGCGCCUCGCUGCUACGACUGCCGACUGACCGCCAGGUGGCGAUCGGAACGCCGCCCCAACGACCCCUACCACCGAUUCGUUCGGCUUCGCUUCGGGCGUUCUCGUGCGUCUUCGGAUAUUCUAUCGAUAUUUUCGCGGUUUUUACUUGAAAUAUGAAAUACCAGAAAGCUUUAACAUUAUAACUUUUCCGGUUAAGUUUAUUUACUUAAUUAUUGUUUAAUGUAAUAUUCAUUAAUUAAAAGUAUAAAUAAAAAUAUUGGUAAAAUAUAGAAUUAUAAUCCUAUGUCUAUGCAAAUAUAGAAAGUAUAGAAUUUGAAUAUCUUUCAUUGAGGUUAUAUCAUACCAUAUUUAUUUCAGUCAAAUUUAACACAACGUUCUUUAUUAAAUAUACAAAAUGUCAACUGAAGAAAAUUCCGUUGAUAUUAACAAUCCAGAUAAUAUCAUUAAAAUUUUAAUUGCAACUGAUAUUCACCUUGGUUUUGAAUAUAGUAAAAAAAGAGGUCAGGAAAUAGACGAUAGCUUCAUAACUUUUGAGGAAAUACUACAAUAUGGUAAAGAACAUGAAGUAGAUUUUGUACUUCUUGGUGGAGAUUUAUUUCAUGAUACUAAACCAUCACAAACUGCAAUAUUAAAAUGUAUGGAAUUAUUAAGAAAGUACUGUUUAGGUCCCAGAGAAAUCAAGAUUCAAUUCUUAAGCGAUCCUAAAGUUGUAUUUGGUCACUGUGCUCAUAAAACAGUGAAUUAUGAGGAUCCAAAUUUAAAUAUCAGUAUGCCAAUAUUCUCCAUUCAUGGGAAUCAUGAUGAUCCAAGCUUUGGUGCUGUUGGAUCAAUGGAUUUGUUAUCAGCAUCAGGUUUUGUAAAUUAUUUUGGGAAGUGGACUGAUCUUACUAAGGUAUCAAUUGAUCCCGUAGUUAUAAAAAAAGGUGAAACUCAUGUUGCACUUUAUGGUUUAAGUUACAUAAAUGAUCAAAGACUAUCUCGUUUGAUUAGAGAUCACAAGAUGGAUUUGCUGUGUCCAGCAGACAUACCAGAUUGUUAUAACAUAUUUGUUUUACAUCAAAAUCGUGUUGUACAUAAGGAGUAUGGCUACAUUCCAGAAUCACAACUGCCAAAUUGUCUUGAUUUUAUUUUGUGGGGUCAUGAACAUGAAUGUCGUAUUAUUCCAGAGCAAGUUCCAGAUGCUAAUUAUUAUAUUUGCCAACCUGGAAGUUCUAUCGCAACAUCUUUAUGCGACGGUGAAGCAAAACCUAAACAUGUCGGCAUUUUGAGUAUAAGUAAAAAGAAAUUCAAACUAAAACCAUUACCAUUGAAGACUGUCAGACCAUUUGUUUUUGAUAAUGUGAUCCUUAAAGAUCAUGAUAUAGAAAAAGAUUUGAGUCGACCAUUGGCUGUAUCCGUAUGCAAUUUUAUCGAUCGCUAUAUAGAAAAUGAAAUUAUACGAAAAGCUGCCCUGCAGCUAACAGGACAUCCUAAACAACCAAUCCAGCCUUUGAUUCGUUUAAGAAUAUUCUAUAGCAAUGAGGGAGAAAUAUUUGAUGGAAUGCAAUUGGCACAGAAAUAUUGUGAGCAAGUUGCUAAUCCCAUGGACAUGGUUUUGUUUCGUAAAGAAAGCAGUAUUAAUAAAAAAUCAAAAUCAAAUGUAUCAACUUUCAAUGAUGAUCUCGAAGAUAUGGCUCAAAUAUUUGAAUAUAAUGACGAUGUAGAUUGGAUUAAAUCUGUACAGGGAGGUAUAAAGAACCAUUUUAGUUUAGAACAAAAUAAAGAUAAAUUAACAGUAUUAUCAGUGAAUGGUCUAAAUGAAGCAUUAAAUCGAUUCAUUGAUAGAGGAGAUACAGACGCUUUUAAAGAUAUAGUAAGUCAUCAGAUGAAGAAGACCAUAAGUUAUUUAGAAACUUGUAACGUCAAUGAUAGCGAAAGCAUUGUCAAAGAAAUAAAAAGUUUACGGGACAAGAGAAUGGAAAAAGAGGAAGAAGAACAAAUGGAGAUAGAUAAAUUCUUUAAUGAUUCAAAUAAGAAAACGGCUUCAAACAAUGCUUUGGAUAUAACUGACAGUGACGAGGAUAGUGAAAGAAAUACAGCAGCUAAAGGCAAAGGUACGAGAGGUAAAGCAGGUACUAAAGGUAGAGGCUCACGAGGAGGUGGUCGUGGCACAAAAAAAAGUUUACCGGCUGAAACUUCAUUAAAAGCUUGUAUGAGAACAGGUUUACAGAGAAUUAACAAGAAGAGAAAUGUCGAAAAUAUUGUUAUAGAUGAUUCUGAUUAAGAUAUAAAUAGUUUUAAGACUUUUUUAUACCCUGUAAUAAGAUUUAUAUUGAAAUAUAUUAUUCUAUUUUCUUUAAA
Molecule: messenger RNA, 2783 nt
Organism: Osmia bicornis bicornis
Lineage: Eukaryota; Metazoa; Arthropoda; Insecta; Hymenoptera; Megachilidae
Gene: mre11
Product: double-strand break repair protein MRE11
Exons: 10
Coding region: 838-2706 (622 amino acids)
Biological process (GO): mitochondrial double-strand break repair via homologous recombination; double-strand break repair via homologous recombination; meiotic DNA double-strand break formation
Cellular component (GO): Mre11 complex; nucleus
Molecular function (GO): 3'-5'-DNA exonuclease activity; DNA endonuclease activity; manganese ion binding
Source: RefSeq, a predicted model, not a curated record